Molecule: messenger RNA, 138 nt
Organism: Dentiscutata heterogama
Lineage: Eukaryota; Fungi; Glomeromycota; Glomeromycetes; Diversisporales; Gigasporaceae
Source: the annotation of a GenBank genome assembly
AAUAAGGAAGAAAAGAAAGAUACAGGUGUUAGUCGACCACUGGUACCUGAGACUUCAACCUAUAGUAAAGGCAUUUUGAGAAAGUGCAAACGUUGUAAGUUGAGUCAAAUAGAUAGGAUCGAUAUAUGCCAACAAUGG